This is a messenger RNA of Perca flavescens (yellow perch), 453 nucleotides long. RefSeq names its product rho GTPase-activating protein 42-like. Gene Ontology annotation, molecular function: protein binding; GTPase activator activity. The transcript is spliced from 3 exons. The coding region runs from base 115 to 453 and encodes 112 amino acids. The record is from RefSeq and is a predicted model, not a curated record. Lineage: Eukaryota; Metazoa; Chordata; Actinopteri; Perciformes; Percidae. Gene Ontology annotation, cellular component: cytoplasm.
UUUGGCUGGGGGAACUUGGAGACGGCUGCAUCACAUCGGAGCUACGUGAUGCAAAGCAAAGAACUUUUGUACGCCGAGUUAAGUUUCAAAGGCAACUUUUGUCGUUGAGGCACAAUGGGACUCCCCACGCUGGAGUUCAGCGACUCUUUCCUGGACAGCCCGGACUUCAGAGAGCGGCUCAAAUGCCAUGAAAUAGAGCUGGAGCGGACCAAUAAAUUCAUCAAAGACCUCAUCAAAGAUGGGAACAUGCUUAUCACUGCGCUCAAAAAUCUUUCUGCUGCUGUCCAGAAGUUCUCCCAGUCCCUGCAGGAGUUCCAGUUUGAGUGCAUCGGUGAUGCAGAGACAGAUGACGAGGUGAACAUCGCCCAGUCAUUCAAAGAGUUCUCCCAGCUGUUGACCACUGUAGAAGAAGAAAGAAGACGCUUGGUAAGAAUGCAUAUUUUGAUUUUAUAG